Messenger RNA from Macroventuria anomochaeta, 715 nucleotides. RefSeq lists its product as uncharacterized. The annotation marks the transcript as partial. Gene Ontology annotation, molecular function: pyridoxal phosphate binding; transaminase activity. The record is from RefSeq and is a predicted model, not a curated record. Lineage: Eukaryota; Fungi; Ascomycota; Dothideomycetes; Pleosporales; Didymellaceae. Gene Ontology annotation, cellular component: mitochondrion. The transcript has 2 exons.
UCCACAGAUGGCAUCUACAUGGAGCCGCAGAGCAGACACAGGAUGAUCGACUUGACAUCGGGUCAAAUGUCAACGCUAAUUGGGCACGGACAGAAGCCAUGAAGGUUGUCAACGACCACACGCAACACCUCAAUCACCUCUUCAGCGGCAUGAUUAGUCCGCCGGUCAUCAGGCUUGCCAAGCAGUUGACAGGAGCUGGGCCUGCAGGUUUCGACAAGGCCUUCUUCCUCAGCACUGGCGGCGGAAGUAACGAGGCUGCUAUUCACCUAGCCAGGUUCUACACCGGGAAGUUGGAGAUAGUUGGAGUGGCGGCUGCAUAGAAUGGCAUGGCCGGUGCAUCAAUUGGUACACAAUGCCACACUGGACGCUCUGGCUACGGACCCAACAUGAUUGGCAACCUUACGCUACCCACACCAAACUCGUACCGUUCGAUCUUCAGGAAAGCAGACGGCUUGCAUGAUUGGAAGACUGAGCUAAACUAUGGUUUUGAUCUUCUGAAUAAGCAAUUGUGCGGGUCACUUGCCGCAGUCAUCGUGGAGCCCAUCUUGUUUAGCGGCGGUAUGCUCGAACUGCCUCCUGGCUACCUGAAGGCGCUCAAGCAACACUGCAAAGCGAGGGGCAUGCUUCUCAUCUGUCGUAAGGCACAAAUAGCGCUCGGAAGAGUUGGAGACAUGUUUGCCUUUACACAUCACCAAGUAAAGGAAGUCUUUGUUGA